Messenger RNA from Eruca vesicaria subsp. sativa (arugula), 723 nucleotides. The record is from the annotation of a GenBank genome assembly. Lineage: Eukaryota; Viridiplantae; Streptophyta; Magnoliopsida; Brassicales; Brassicaceae.
AUGAGUGAUUCAGUGAACGUGAAAAUUGAUGACUUUAAUAAUUUAUCAAUCUUGUUGUGUUCUCUUCCCCCUUUGUUGACAGCACUUACGUGUAACAUAGAGAAGAUUGAUGCUUCCUUGCGCUUUCCUCAUGAGCGUUGGCCUGAAGUUAUCUCGUGGAAACCUAGGGCUUUCCUUUACCACAACUUCUUGACAAAUGAAGAAUGCGAGCAUUUGAUCAGCCUCGCGAAACCUAAGAUGAUGAGGUCAAUGGUUCAUGAUUCAAUAACUGGAGGGGGGAAAGAAAGCAGCGCGAGGACGAGCACGGGAAGUUAUAUUGGAAGAGGACAUGACAAAGUUGUGGAAGAGAUUGAGAAGAGGAUUUCAGAAUUCACCUUCAUUCCUAUAGAAAAUGGAGAAGAAGGUCUUCAAGUAAUCCAUUAUGAAGUUGGCCAGAAAUUUGACCCUCACUUUGAUGGAUUGUCAAGAAUUGCUACUUUCCUUAUGUACCUGUAUAACGUUGAUGAAGGAGGCGAAACAGACUUCCCUAGGUCCAGUGGAGGACUAUCUGUUUCACCAAAGAAGGGAGACGCUGUACUCUUCUGGAACCAGAGGCCUGACGGAUCUCAAGACCCUUCUAGUUUGCACUGUGGUCGUCCAGUAAUCAAAGGAAACAAGUGGGCAUCAACUAAAUGGUUUCACUCUCAGGAGUACGAUGGCUCCUACAAUACACAACUACAUUAA